UUUCAUGCAAAAACGCAUUGAUUGAGUAUAUUUUUAACAAAAUUGGAGAGGAGCGGGGUAUUCUAUACCUUUACCAUGAAAUCUUGUCAAAAGAAUCGUGGAGUGACAUGGACCACUCUGGAACUGGAAGGUCUCUUAGAAGACGAGGACUCUCACGUGCACUUUGUGAGGACCACCAAGCACCUUGCAUUACAUCCAUAUCACUUGAACAAUAUUCAACAAAGUCUAAAUCAAAUUCUAAGAUCGUUGUUGAAUACUUAUGACAGAGAACUGAAAGGAUUCGUGCUAGCUUUUAGAAAUCCUAAAUUGCUUAGCAAUCUAGGAGAACUGCUCUAUGAUUCUCCCUUUAUUCAUGUUGACAUUGAAGCAGAUUUCUAUCUAUUCCAUCCAACAGUUGGGUCUUUUUUAAAAGGUAUAGUAAAUAAAAAGGGCUUGGACUAUAUUGUAAUGCUAGUACAUAAAGUAUAUACAGUAUCUAUUCCGAAACCAGACAAUACAGAGCAAUGGCUAGGUGAGUCAGUGGAGAUUGGCCAGGAAAUAAAAUGUUGUGUUACUCAAAUACAUCAUAAGAGUAACCCUCCUUUCAUCUGUGCCAUUUUGAAAUUAGAUUAUUCGCAAGGUUGUAGAUUAUCAGAAAGCAUAACUAAUAUUGAUAAUGUAGAUAGUGCAAUUGAAAAUGCAAAUACUUUUAUGAAGAUUAAUAUUAAUAAAUUAUUGGAAAAUGAUGGUAUUUCUGAGAAAGAGAAAAAACAUCGGAAGAAACACAAGUAUCGUGAAAGCAAUACGGAAAUUGUUUGUAAAAUUGAAAAUGAAUCUGAGUUGAAUGUAAGAAGCAAUACUUCUAAAACUAUUAAAUCUGAAAAGAAACAGCAAAACCAAAGUAUGCAAGAUGAUAACAUGAGGAAUGAUACUUGUAUAACUAUUAAAUCUGAAAAGAAACUGCAAUGUGAAAGUACUUCGUUAAAUAUUGAUGAUUUUUUAAAUAAUUUAGAAGUUAAUAAUACCCCUAAAAAACAUAAGAAACAUAAGAAAACAUCCAAAUCACUGCUUGAUAAUGAAACCAUUAUGGACACACGUGCUGAGUCACGUAAAGCUCUAAAGAGGGAAAACUCUAUUCUAUUAGAUAGUAUUACUGAAAUAAAACAAGAUGAUAACAUGAGGAGUGAUACUUGUAUAACUAUUAAAUCCGAAAAGAAAUUGCAAUGUCCAAGUACUUCGUUAAAUAAUGAUGAUUUUUUGAAUAAUUUAGAAAUUGAUAAUACCCCUAAAAAACAUAAGAAAAAUAAGAAAACAUCCAAAUCACUGCUUGAUAAUGAAACCAUUAUGGACGCACGUGCUGAGUCACGUAAAGUUUUAAAAAGGGAAAACUCCAUUCUAUUAGAUAGUAUUACUGAAAUAAAACAAGAUGAUAACAUGAGGAAUGAUACUUGUAUAACUAUUAAAUCCGAAAAGAAACUGCAAAGUACUUCGUCAAAUAAUGAUGAUUUUUUGAAUAAUUUAGAAGUUGAUAAUACCCCUAAAAAACAUAAGAAAAAAUCCAAAUCACUGCUUGAUAAUGAAACCAUUAUGGACGCACGUUCUGAAUCACGUAAAGCUCUAAAGAGGGUAAACCCCAUUCUAUUAGAUAAUAUUACUGAGAUAAAAAUAAAAAAGGAAAAAGAAACGUGAAGAAAUCUAAAGAGUCUGAUUAUUAUAUUUGUCGAAGUUAGAAUUUAAGUUACCAAUUCUUAUUAAAAAAUUUUAUGAUUGGAAAAUAUUUGUAUU
Cyphomyrmex costatus is the source of this 1764-nucleotide messenger RNA. It is a transcript of the gene Polr1F, whose product is annotated as RNA polymerase I subunit F. Gene Ontology annotation, cellular component: RNA polymerase I complex. Gene Ontology annotation, biological process: transcription elongation by RNA polymerase I; DNA-templated transcription initiation. NCBI's taxonomy places the organism in Eukaryota, Metazoa, Arthropoda, Insecta, Hymenoptera, Formicidae. Bases 76 to 1668 code for a protein of 530 amino acids. The record is from RefSeq and is a predicted model, not a curated record. The transcript is spliced from 3 exons.